AUGACAUUCAUUAUUAAUUGUGGUUCAAAACCAAAAUUAGAAAGUAAAUUAAAAGUAAAAGAUUUAAAUAAUGUGGUUGUUGGUGAUGGUAAAAUACCACCCUCAGAGCGAGAACGCCGCCUCAAAAAGUGGACCUCAACAAAAAGAGACAAUAAUAGGAAUGUAUCAAAAAAACAUGGAAACAAGGAGAAUCAUAAAAUGAAAGAAUCUCAGAAAGAAAAUAUAAACAACAAGGAUGAUUUAGAUAAAAAAUCUUCAUCUAAACGAAGUUCUCAGAAUAUUAGUAAACCAGUGAUAAUUGAAAAAGAAAAAAAUCAAAAGAUUAAAGAAAAAAAGUUGGUGAAAAAGAUAUUUUACAAUGAAAUUGAAGAACUACCAGUAUCAAAUCAUAUUAAAAAGGAUAAUCAAAACGAAGAAAAUCCCAAUAAUCCUGAAGAACCAGCUACAGCAUCGGAAGAUGAUAAAGAACAAUUACAAAAUAAUUUACCAAAAGAAGUAGAACAUAAAGUAGAGUCAAAUGCUAAAGAGGAUUUACAAAAUCAAGGAAACAAUUUACAAGAAGAAGAAGAAAUAUUUGUUGAACCUUAUAAUAAAGAAAUACAAAACAACAAUUGUUCAGGUACAUUAAAAAUUUCCCCUCCACCGUUAAAUCAAAUUGAUGUUUCUUUAUUUCCAUUACAACAAAAAACUCCAUCAAAAAAGAGUACACUUCAGCUUGACAAAGAAAAACUUCAAAAAGCACUAAAAUUAAAAAAUCCAAAAAAUUUUUUAAACAAAACCCAAAAUUCUAAAUCAGAAAAAAUUAAUAUUGAAAUGGAUGGAAGUAAGGAAGCUAAACUAGAUGUACAUAUGUUAGACAUUGUUGACGAGUAA
This is a messenger RNA of Strongyloides ratti, 873 nucleotides long. RefSeq lists its product as hypothetical. Lineage: Eukaryota; Metazoa; Nematoda; Chromadorea; Rhabditida; Strongyloididae. The transcript has 2 exons. Bases 1 to 873 code for a protein of 290 amino acids. The record is from RefSeq and is a predicted model, not a curated record.